AUGUCCCAGCAGUCGAAACCUAGCAAUCAUCAAGAUUGGCGGAAGAAUCUCUCCACAAAUUAUUUGCCCCUACUCGCGUUGACGCCAGUCUUUGCUGUCGCAAUCACUAUGUUGUGUCUAGUAUUAACGCAAUGGCAUGGCUCCGAGAGAGUGGCCCAUUUUGCGGAAGCGAACCGAGCAGAAGUUGCAAUUGCGGUCCAAGUUAUAUCUAGCCUUCUUGGUCUACUGGAGAUAGCCGUACUAUGCGCUAUUCUCCGUCUAUCAUAUAGCUGUUAUGCUUCCCAAAACCGACUUUCCCUUCGGUCCCUGCAAUUUGCAUUUGCUGUAAACUCGCAGACUUUUACCUGGUCCCUACCAUUCAUACGGCUUUCCGUUUUGCUCGGAUCCAUGGCUAUCGCAUUGCUCCCUGCGGCAAUAUGGUCAGGUGCGAUUACGCCCAUUUCUGUGAGCUACAACAACGUAUCCGAUAUUCAAGUGCCAAGUUUUCGAACGUCGAAUGUAUCUUCGCUUUGGGACGCGGAACGACAUUCAUCGAGAUGGCAGACAGAAAAGGGGUUGUUUUCUUAUGACGCGCCAGCUAUGAGAGGACUUCUGCUCAACUCGGCCAGCGGAGCUUCAGUUGUCAAACCGCAAGACGCGAUUCAUGCAAAAUUGGACAAAACAGGGUUUGUCUAUAAAGGUCGUAGCUAUGGGAUGGGUGCCGCUGCCGGAUUGGUCGACCUUAUCACUGCCGGAUCAACUGUUCAAGCCAUCUUUUAUGUUGACGAAGGAUUCGAGUCCGUGGUGUCCUGCCAUUACAACAGAUCGAGCGCAUAUCGCCUAGAGCGCAUGAAUAAUGUUGGCUCCCUGUACAGCAUAUAUUGGUUAAAAGGAUACUAUCCCAACGGCGCAAAGGUUCAUGUGGAAGGGGAGACAAUCUACUCUGCCCGCAAACCAUACGAUAUUUUCUCAUGGGGUGCAGCAUAUUCAAGACUGGAAAAGGUCAUCUAUUUGCCGAUGGCUUCGCCUGCUACACCUGACAACGAUAAAUGGUCCUUCUCGGAAUUUAACGCUACACAAUGUGAAAUCCGGUUCACGCCGCGCAGAUUUAAUGUCGAAGCCAACUAUACUAGUAGCGAAAUUCGCGUUACACCGGGAUCAGAUAUUCCAUGGCCAAACUACUCGGACGCAGUGAUUGAAAAAAUCAGAUACUGGCUCUGGGCCAUGUCUUACGUUGAUGGCGGCUUUGGCGGAUCUCAACUUGGUCGAUCGCUCCGACUUAACGUAGACAAGCUGCAAGCAUCAAGGAACAUAUCUGAGACCACCACGAUGCGUGCCAUCGAGGAUUACGUCGCGUCUUUGGUUGACAAUAUCCUUAUCGGACUUGUCUCUACGCGGAUGAUUGUCGGCAAUGAGAGUGCUCCUGUGAGCAUGCGAGUUACGGCUCCCGCUAUGAAACUCGGAGAUUUGAGAUUCAUCAUUGGAGUCUUCGCUAUGAAUCUCAUGCUGUUGCUACUGUACUGCGUGGAGGCGUUGCGGACUCGUUUUUGGGGAAAAUGUCCCGAUGUUGAUUUAUUCGACUUGACUGGAUUGGUAAAGGGGAUUUCUGAUGGAAGCUUGCUGAUAACACCUGACUCUGAAAACGAUCAUCAACGCCAGAGCUUUGACCUAUGGGUCUCAGUACUUCCUAAUACUGAUGCCGAAACUGAGAACGCAAAGCUGUUGGACCGUAUCGUCAUAGAUGGCUGA
Molecule: messenger RNA, 1728 nt
Organism: Eremomyces bilateralis CBS 781.70
Lineage: Eukaryota; Fungi; Ascomycota; Dothideomycetes; Eremomycetales; Eremomycetaceae
Exons: 2
Coding region: 1-1728 (575 amino acids)
Source: RefSeq, a predicted model, not a curated record